This is a messenger RNA of Cuscuta epithymum, 2725 nucleotides long. The record is from the annotation of a GenBank genome assembly. NCBI's taxonomy places the organism in Eukaryota, Viridiplantae, Streptophyta, Magnoliopsida, Solanales, Convolvulaceae.
CCCUCACAUGUCGAGGGUUUUCUGAUGGAAGUAUAGAUGUAUUGCCUGCAUGUGUUGUGAUGAGGGCUGCUUCAUUUCCGCAAGUGACUUGGGAAAAAAAAAUUUAUGCUCUGCCUGUGCCGAAGGGUUUGAAGUAUGUACCCGAGGAUUUCUACUUUGACGUUCGCCCGGAGGCUAUGUGCGUUGAUUGUAAAUUUUUGCAUGAGGAAAUUUUGUUUUGUGUGAUUCCCGAGGGGUGUAUACCAGUCCCCCACUCCUUUUGCCGAAAGGUACUUGAGGGAAAAGGAGUAGUUGCGUUCGUGUGAUAUAUGAUCGAGGAUGCAACAUUGACAAGCCGAAAGCUUAUGCUGCUAGAUGCUCGAGGGCACCUGGUGAGUGUUGUUCACCGGAGGUUCCAAGUAUACCAUGAUGGGUGGCAUAAUGGAUAAGCGAAGGCUUAUAUUGCUGCUUCCCCGAAGAUGCAUGGUGAAGGGGGUCCACCGAAGGCUGUAGUAGGUGAUAGCCGGAGGCCACUAUAUGAGACUGCCUCGAUGGUUCCCAAAAUAGAGCCGUUGGAAAGGAGCCGUUGGAGGGGCGAUCCACGUGGCGUGUCCGUGUUGGCUGAAGGGGGGGGGGGGGUGCCAUCCAUUGGUUGAACCGGCGGCCCGUAAUGAUGGGCUUUCGAAUCGAGGCCCAUAUAUCGAGGCCCAGUUGCCUAUAAAUACCCCUUGCUCAAGCCAUUCUCCUUUGUGCGUUUCAGAAUCAUAGCGGAGCUCUGCCGAAAUUUCUAGAGAGAGAAAGUAACCCCUUCGUCCACACUUCAUUUCCGAGGUUAGUUUUCCCACUUGUCAGAGUACUUCGUAUAUUUUCCUUCCUUCUCCUUUCGUUCAGUGUGAGUUUUUUAGGGAGCCCUCAAUCCUCUUCUCUUCCCCUACUCCCAUCUUUUCUACGCGGAAGGAUGUCGUCGGCAAGCGAUUCUCAGAAUAUGUCGGAGGAGGCUCCUGUGCAGUCAGAGAGCUAUUCUGAGGUGGAGUCUUCGAGCGUGCAAUUGUCUGCCGGUAACGAUUCCGUGGUGGUGGAGGAAGUACAAAGCACCCUUCGGGCCGAGUUGGAGGCCGAAGACUUCGAACAGGUAAACGAAGACGAGGAGCUGGCCCUCGCCCUUCAAGUUGCGGAGGAGGAGGAGGAAAGGGAAAGGUUGAAGGUAACCGUGGCUGUUUUGCCGGCCCGUAAUGAUGCCGAGGCCAGUUGUUCCAAGCCCUUAGAACCGGAACCUCUCAGCGUGGCUCCGGGUAAGAGAAAGAAGAAGCUGAGGGCGGCUCCAAAGAAGAAAAAGGCGGCUGCAGACGCUGGGCAGCCUGUUGGCAUCCCUGAAGGCCAUUCUUACCUUAACACAGCUGCCCUCGACGUAAAGACGAAGGCCGGGGAGGCUGAGUACCUCAAAACCCAGCUUCUAAUCGGGCCGUCGGCGCAAGUAGUGGACCCGGGACCUAAUGAUGUGUUGCUGCGUCCGCCUGAAGGUUGCUUCGUGGUUCAUAUCCUCUCAGUGGAAUUAGGGUUGCGUUUUCCGCUCCACCCUUUCGUCCUGGAAUAUCUCCGGUACGUGAAGCUCGCUCCCCGCCAAUUGACACCAAAUAACCACUCCUAUCUGGCCGGCUUCCUCGCAUUGUGCCGUAGCCGAGGGGUGGAUCCAUCCUUGGAUCAGUUCUUCUUAUCCUUCAACCUCUGUCGGGGGGGUCAUUCGCAUGUUGGGGGCUUUGCGAACCUGCAGCAAGUUCGCGAAUGGAGGCUUUUCUCUGAGGUCCCAUACUCCCAUCCUCUCAUAAAAACUGGAAAGAUCGCUUCUGCUUCGUUCGUAUGGCUGAGAAUCCCUUCUCCAUUCCCCUUCGUGAUUACUUCCGAAGGCACCCAAAAGUCGGGAGUUAUGCUCUGGAGAAAACCGGCAAAAAGUUGAUUGCCAAGCCCGAGGGCUCUGAGAAGGUUAUAACAAUAAAAGCCGCCACCCUCCCGGAAGAGCUAUACCUUCUCGAUUUCCGGCGAUACCGCUUGGGGGGGCGAGAGUGACGAGAAAUACCCCUUGAUCGAUCGGGGUUAUUUAACUGCUGGAGGUAAAGCCAUGGAUGUCAAGGCCUAUGCCGCACUGAAAAAGAAGGCGUCGAAGGCGCCGAAGGAGAACGAAGGCUCGUCCCAGCAGAAGCCGGUGGACGAGUUUUUCAAGAAGUCUGAGACUUCGAAGGUCCAAGGGGGCGAGGAGCCUUCGAAGGUUGCUGGUGCUGUCCUGCCCGGCAUUGAUGCCGGAGGCUCCCAAGCGGAGGAGCUCAAGAGGAAGCGAGCCGAGAAAGGUGCAGUGAUUCCGGAGAAGAAGCAGAGGAAGUAGGAAGCUGCCCCCGGGAAGGAUGCCCCCCUGGUGGUUGUGGAGGACCAGCCUUCUUCUCCCGAGCCCCAGAUCGGGUGGGUGACCACUCCGCGCUCCCCCGCGGACCCAGAGACAACGUGGCCCCGGGAGGAAGUCCACUUACCUGCGUGACUUCCGAUUUCAACGAAGCAUUCCCAAAUGCCAACUUCAAUGGUGGGACCACAUAUUUUGAAAAACACUUAUUAUUUUUAAAUGGAUAUAACUUUUUUAUUUUUGCUCCAAUUUGUAUAAAUAAUGAAUCAAAAUUCAUAAUUUUUUGUUGUUUUUCAUUUGACACCAAUAUUGCAUAUAUAAUUUUUUUAAUAAAAAGUACAAAACAUGUUGCGUCUA